AUGGACAGAGGGGUCUACCCCGACGGGUACGAAGACACGGAUGGCGAAGCGCCUGAACCAGGGAAUGUUGAUGCGAUUCGGGAAGUUCUUGCUGAGAGCCGAUCUUCUCUCUCCCCGUCAAAAUUCUCUGAAGACAGAUUUAAACAAUUCAAGAGAGACAAUAGGAGGGCGAUUUCAGAGGGCGAUGCGAUGGCUGAGGUAAUACCAACUAUCACUGGCCUGAAGGACAAGCAGUUUUACAGCGCUGGCACCAUGCCCUUCUAUAGAUUGGCAAAACUAGAUCCUGAACUAUCGGCGCCCAAUCCGGACAAAUACUAUGGAGCAAGGCCAAAACAGAUACACGAGCGCGUUCGCGACGACCUAGACCAGUACAUCAUUCCGUCCAACGCCACCAGCCGCCCAGCCGCGCCAAAUUUCUUCCUAGAGGGUAAGGGCGCGUCAGGAAAACCAGAUGUAGCGCACAGACAGGCGAUGUACGACGGCUGGGCUGGCGCCCGAGGAAUGUUCAAGCUCCAGAACUAUGGCAACUCCACACCCGUUUACGACGGCAAUGCGUACACAGUGGCAGCAACGUACAGCGACGGUCAGCUAAAAUUGUUUGCGACCCAUCCGAGGGAGUCCUCGAGUAGCGAGGCGGACUACUAUAUGACUCAACUACGGGCUUAUGCGGUGACAGACACCGCGGAUAGCUUCCGUAAUGGAGCUGCGGCAUACCGCAAUGCUAGGGAGUGGACACAACAACAGCGCGAUUGCUUCAUUACCAAUGCAAACACUACUGCCUUGAAGACGUCUACUGAAGUAGCAUCAAUCAGCCAGACAGAGAGUCGCACAGAAGGCCCAUCUACCAGUGCGGAAGGAUCUUUCAGCUCCGACACGUCGGCGGACGAGCUGGCCUUGGAUUCACAAAGUUCCGCUAAACGACGACGAGGUACACCCGCGCAACAGACUUAUCAGAAUACUCUUUGA
Zasmidium cellare ATCC 36951 is the source of this 966-nucleotide messenger RNA. RefSeq lists its product as uncharacterized. Bases 1 to 966 code for a protein of 321 amino acids. NCBI's taxonomy places the organism in Eukaryota, Fungi, Ascomycota, Dothideomycetes, Mycosphaerellales, Mycosphaerellaceae. The record is from RefSeq and is a predicted model, not a curated record. The transcript has a single exon.